UCUCUAGCACGGUCAGCUGAUUUUACCAUCUCAAUUGAAAAAAUGGAUGCGAAACCCAAACGAUCAUUUAAGCGCCCGUUUGCCUUUCCCAAGAACUGUGUGUACCGCCCACUACGGCAGAUAAGCAAUAUGGAGCGGAAUCUAAAGCUGCCCGCCGGAAGACCCACCUACUUCACGCUCAAUGCACCGCCCUCGUUGGUUCCGGCCAAGAAAUAUUCGGACAUCAGCGGUCUGCCCGCUCCAUAUGCCGAUCCGCACACCAAGCUGAGGUUCGCCAAUGCCGAUGAGUACGCCUCCAUGCAGCACAUGCCCUCGGACAUCAUCAAUGGGUACUUAACAGUGCGCGGCUAUACGAGCGCCGUGGGAUAAUGCGUCUAUAUAGCAUAUAUAUCCCAUACAUACGAUGUGUUCCGCCCCUGGAGGCACUGCCCGAGGCCUUGCGAUCCGACCACCACUCACAAUAGCCAAUUACGGAGCUGCUGGCCUUACUUUUACUGGCAUUGCGUGUUAGGCUAUUGAUUUCAAAUGUUUGGCUGACUGCUUCCUGGCUGUAACUCUACAUUCAAGGGGAUAAGCACACUAAGCCACAAGCCACACCAAUAAUUCCUUCAUGCUAGUUUUUGCAACUUUCUUAGCCUUAAAUCUUUAGAAAUUUGGGUAUUUUUGACUGUAACAUUGGGUUUCUUAGGUUCAAGGUGGGAUUACUACCUUGGGGGUCGAAAAUUGUAAAAGUUAACAAAGGAGAAAUACCACCUAAGUCAUAAUGAAAAAAUAAACAUUUCAACUAGCGAUACGUGCAAAUUUGAAAA
This is a messenger RNA of Drosophila elegans, 809 nucleotides long. RefSeq names its product INO80 complex subunit C. Gene Ontology annotation, biological process: chromatin remodeling. Lineage: Eukaryota; Metazoa; Arthropoda; Insecta; Diptera; Drosophilidae. The record is from RefSeq and is a predicted model, not a curated record. The transcript has 2 exons. Gene Ontology annotation, cellular component: Ino80 complex. The coding region runs from base 43 to 369 and encodes 108 amino acids.